Heterocephalus glaber (naked mole-rat) is the source of this 529-nucleotide messenger RNA. It is a transcript of the gene Ndufa6, whose product is annotated as NADH:ubiquinone oxidoreductase subunit A6. Gene Ontology annotation, biological process: response to oxidative stress. NCBI's taxonomy places the organism in Eukaryota, Metazoa, Chordata, Mammalia, Rodentia, Bathyergidae. The record is from RefSeq and is a predicted model, not a curated record. Gene Ontology annotation, cellular component: respiratory chain complex I.
GGCGCACCCUCUCGGCGAGAAGGGGGGGUGGGACUGGAGAGGUGGUGUCCUUAGCAAGAUGGCGGCGAGCGGUUUGCGGUCGGGUGCUGCUGUGGCGAGCACCGCCGUGAAGCCCAUUUUCAGUCGGGACAUGAACGAGGCCAAGCGGAGGGUGCGCGAGCUUUACCGCGCCUGGUAUCGGGAGGUGCCGCACACUGUGUCCUUAUUCCAGCUAGACAUCACUGUGAAACAGGGACGGGAUAAAGUCCGAGAAAUGUUUAUGAAGAAUGCCCACAUCACAGACCCCAGGGUGGCUGACCUUCUGGUGAUUAAGGGAAAGAUGGAACUGGAGGAAACAAUUAAUGUGUGGAAGCAGCGGACACAUGUUAUGCGGUUCUUCCAAGAAACAGAAGCACCAAGGCCAAAGGAUUUCCUGUCCAAGUUCUAUGCUGGCCAUGACCCAUAAAGCCACUCAGUAGGAAGGUGCAUGUUAUAUAAUUAUUUUAGAGUACAAAUAAAUCAGUGAUAUGAUAGUCACUUCAUGACAGAA